Mucor velutinosus is the source of this 1902-nucleotide messenger RNA. RefSeq lists its product as uncharacterized. Lineage: Eukaryota; Fungi; Mucoromycota; Mucoromycetes; Mucorales; Mucoraceae. The record is from RefSeq and is a predicted model, not a curated record. Bases 1 to 1902 code for a protein of 633 amino acids. The transcript has a single exon.
AUGGGCGACAAUCUCAUACGGAUUAAUCUGAAUGGCCAUAUGUCAACAGAGGUUGCCAAGCUGCGUGGACUCAAGCAAGGAGAUCCUCUCUCGCCUAUCCUGUACAACCUGGCCUUCGAACCCUUUUUACUGGCAAUCUUGCAUGAUCGUCAAUUUCACGGAUACACGAUGGGUACUGCUACUACCAAGUUAUUGUGUUAUGCGGACGAUGCUUUGGUAUUUGUCCAUGACGCACAGGACCUGUCUCGCUUACAACUUCAUAUGUCUCGCUAUUGUGCUGCUUCCAACGCCAAAUUCAACUAUGACAAGGUGCAAGCCUUUUCGGUGUCUGGUCGGGAUACAUGGGACAUUUGGCAAGUUCCGUUAUCGCAUGCCCACAUCACCCAUCUGCAUUCUGUGGAAGAUGAUGAACCUUUGAUAUAUCUUGGAUUUCCUCUCGUACAAAGCAGGAUCCAGCGGGUCAACUUUAUGGGUGCACUGACAACCAAGAUCAAGACGGCCAUCCAGAUCCACUCUGUCCGAUCCCUGUCAGUUGUUGGAAAGGCCACUGUGCUGAAUUCUCUGCUUCUGUCCAAGUUAUGGUACGUUCUACGUGUUACUCCUCUCACCCAGCCCGAUGUCAAGCAGCUGCGGUCACUGGCAAUUCUUUUCUUGAGAAAGAACAUUUUCCCUGUCAUUCCUUGGAAAACAUGGAUUCUCCCAAAAGACAAAGGUGGACUGGGUGUUGUCGACAUCCAAACUCAAGCUUCGGCUCUGUAUUUUCGUUGGCUACAUCCGUUGCUGGUAUAUGAUCAAUCUGUCAUUGAUGCCCACCCGGUGUCCUACCUUCUCAGUUACCAUCUACGCAACAUGAAUGGAUACCAGUAUCACCAUAUUCCGCUCCUCUUCCCCUUUGCUCGUCGCAAUCAGGGUUUGAAAACACAGCGCACGGGAACUGUCGAUAUGUUAUAUCGUGCAGUCGACUAUCUUCCCAAGUCGUAUGAAGUUGCUCGGAUCAAUACUGCUACUGCCAUGGCUCUCCCACUACAGGCUGCCUUCUAUGUCCCUCCAUCCUCUUCACUGGUGGUUCCUCGUCGAGUCAAAGCGAUGAUGGUUUCUGAUGUGUUUCAAUAUGAUGCUCGGCUCAACUUUGUUCAUUGGAAAGAUACUCGUGACCCUUCCCUCCUCAAUUGGAAACGUGCUCCUUCUACAGUGUUCAAAGGCCUUGCGUCUGCCCAGCUGAAAUUUCAACCCUACUUCCAUCCAGUGUGUAGUCCUGCUCCCCUGGUUGAUUCUGAGGUCUCCUUUGCGCCUCUAGUGCAUCAAUUUUGUCUACACGAUGGCCAACCCCUUGGAAAUGCUCAGGCUUCGGCCAAAACAUUUCGUCUGUCCGUGCUGUCGUCGAUGGAACAACCCUUGGCCUUGCAGAAUGUCUCAGCUUCUCAUUGGAAAUUCUUUUGGUCCCUGUCUCUUACCUACAUUCAACGUAAUGUGAUAUACCGGCUCAUCACAGGCUGUAUCCCUUCUCGAAGCAGGUUACACUACAUGAUGCCUGGAGUCUUCGAGUCUCACAAUUGUCCUGUCUGCUUGUCUCCCAAUGAAACUGCCAGCCACCUGCUCUUUGACUGUCCAUCCAAAGAAAAGGUAUGGCUAGGCGUCAUUUUUGAAUUCCUAUGGCCCACGACGUCCAUCACUGACAUCAAAGAGGCUCUUCUGUCCCUGGACUUUUCGGAUAUCUGGUACUCCCAAGUCAAAGGCAUCUAUCCUUACAGAAUCCUACUUAUCACCCUGUCUCAAAUAUGGCUAGCCCAUAUGCGCUUUGUUUUUGACAACAUCAUCCUUGUCCCUGAGGCGAUUCUGGUGAAUGUCCGCUCCACUGUUCGCCAGACAGUGGAUGAGGAUCAUAUCCAUUCCCUCUUGUAG